AUGCGCGACCUCGGUACGGACUAUACGCGGUAUUUCAACCCCUUCACGGACAGUCCCGGGACCUUUUUCGCCAAUAAAUCGACGUCACUAAGUUCCAAAUAUGCUCCAUCCUUUCGCACAGCUACUCCACUAGAAGCCUCUAAACCCGCCAACCCCUUUCUUACACCGAACACUUCGACAACGAAGCUGAAUACGGACUACGACGCUGAGAAAAAUGUAUCCCUAAUUGACGAUCGAUUAAGCGCGCCGUAUGACGAGAAAGGUAGUUUAGCCUGGCCGCUUUGGGGAGAUGGGGCAGAAGAAGAUGAUGACAUGCACCUCCCCAUGCCGGACGACGACGUUCGAUACAAAGCCAGAUGGAAAGACCACUUUUCAAGGGCAAAUAUCGCGUCAACUAUCGGGCUGUUUCUGAUGAUCUUUGGAUUGCUAUUUAUCUUCAUCGCGUUACCCAUACUGUCCUAUUCCGGGGUCAUCGAUUUCACAUCAGGGUAUGAGACGCCGCUGGAUCAGAUGCCGGGCAGGCAGCCGACAGCGGAGGAAUGGGCCACUGUCAACGCAAAGGCGUACCCAUAUUUGAAGAAUAUCAGGACCGGCCUGAUAGACCCCGACACUCCUGACCACGCGAUGAGCAAGACGGGCGAGAACGGGGAUGAAUAUGAGCUCGUCUUCAGCGACGAGUUCAACGACAAUAAUCGCACGUUCUACGAAGGGGAUGACCCAUACUGGACCGCACAGGACCUUUGGUACGGUGCGACUCAAGACUUGGAAUGGUAUGAUCCGGACGCAGUAACGACGUGGGACGGCGUAUUGGAGAUACGGCUAGACAAGUUCGUCAAUCAUGGCCUCAACUAUCGCUCUGGAAUGCUAAAUAGCUGGAAUCAACUUUGCUUCAAAGGAGGCAUCUUCGAAGUAUCAAUGUCUUUACCGGGCCCCGCUGGUGUCAUGGGGCUGUGGCCUGGUGUGUGGACCUUGGGUAACUUGGGGCGACCGGGAUACGUGGCUACGACAGAUGGUCUGUGGCCGUAUACGUAUCAAGCUUGCGAUGCUGGAAUCACGCCAAAUCAGUCAAGCUAUGACGGCUUGUCUCGCUUGCCUGGGCAAAGACUCCCAUCCUGCACCUGCCCCGGACAAGAUCAUCCGACCCCAGGGACCGGUAGAGGAGCGCCCGAGAUCGACAUCGCAGAAGUUGGCGUCAGCUACCCACCCAUUAGUCUCCCUGUGGCUACGCAGAGCUAUCAAGUCGCACCCUUCGACAUAUGGUACUAUCCCGACUACGAGUUCACCGCCUUCCCCGACCAACGUCUCAGCUACACAAACGCCUACACAGGUGGCCCCUACCAGCAAGCGAUCUCAGCUACGACGAAUCUCAACAAAGAAUGGUUCGACGGCAAAGCCUACCAACGCUACUCGUUCGAGUACGCGCCCGGCGAAGGUGAAGACGCGUACAUUGUGUGGAAAGUCGGGGGCCAAACCAUGUUCAUUCUCGACGGGCGCGCCAUCGGGCCAAACGGCAACAUCCAGGCUCGGCAGAUAUCGGAGGAGCCGAUGUCGUUGGUUCUGAACUUGGGCUUUAGCAAUUCGUGGACGGCGAUAGAACUGGGCAGACUGGUGUUUCCGACCGUCCUGCGCGUUGACUAUGUGCGGUGGUAUCAGAAGAAGGGUGAGGAGAGCGUGACGUGCGAUCCGCCUGGGUUUGAGACUACGCAGUACAUCAAGGAGCAUAUGGAUGCGUAUACGAAUCCGAAUUUUACGAAAUGGGAGCAAGCCGGUUACUCAUGGCCGAAGCACAAGUUGAACAGCAACUGCUGA
Trematosphaeria pertusa is the source of this 1809-nucleotide messenger RNA. RefSeq names its product glycoside hydrolase family 16 protein. Gene Ontology annotation, biological process: fungal-type cell wall organization; (1->6)-beta-D-glucan biosynthetic process. Gene Ontology annotation, cellular component: plasma membrane; endoplasmic reticulum membrane. The record is from RefSeq and is a predicted model, not a curated record. Gene Ontology annotation, molecular function: glucosidase activity. NCBI's taxonomy places the organism in Eukaryota, Fungi, Ascomycota, Dothideomycetes, Pleosporales, Trematosphaeriaceae. The transcript is spliced from 2 exons. Bases 1 to 1809 code for a protein of 602 amino acids.